This is a messenger RNA of Limulus polyphemus (Atlantic horseshoe crab), 874 nucleotides long. Its product is annotated as protein obstructor-E-like. NCBI's taxonomy places the organism in Eukaryota, Metazoa, Arthropoda, Merostomata, Xiphosura, Limulidae. The transcript is spliced from 5 exons. Gene Ontology annotation, molecular function: chitin binding. Bases 176 to 745 code for a protein of 189 amino acids. The record is from RefSeq and is a predicted model, not a curated record. Gene Ontology annotation, cellular component: extracellular region.
UGCUGUUUAGUAUAACGGGUUUUUGAUGUCUUAGUUAUUGUCGUUUUUAUCUACGACGUUACUCACAUCCUAGCGAGAGAAUCAAUUAGGUAUCUUCUGCGCUUGCGCACUGAUCGAGAUCCGUUAGAACGUACUAGUUGCACCAGCCUCGAAAGACUUGCUAUUUGGACAGGUUAUGAACGUGAGAACUAACUUGACUCAACUACCAGGACAGACAACAGUUAGAAUUGUAUAUCGAAAUAUGAAACUUCCACUAGUACUAGCGGUGGUUUGCCAGUUGUUUAUCUCAGUCACUAGCCAGUUUGUAUGCCCUUCGAAGGAAGGUUAUUAUCCUGACCCCAAACAAUGUGACAAGUAUUAUAGAUGUCGUGAUGGAAAACCCAUUGAGCAUUUGUGCGAUGAUGGCUACGUUUUUCCCAUCAAAAACCCUCUUUACUCUCGCUGCGACUAUCCAUUUAACGUCGACUGUGGAGACAGAACCGAACUGCAGCCAGCCCAAGGAUCUAAGAACUGUCCUAGGAAAUUUGGAAUCUUUAUACAUGAGCUCAAGUGCAACUAUUUUAAACAAUGUGUUAACGGAAAACCUUACAUUCGGGAAUGCAGCCAAGGCUUAGUGUUUGAACCUUCAUCUGGAUCUUGUUCGUGGCCACGCAACGUUGUUGGCUGUGAGGAUUUUGUGGCGGAUGCAGAUAUAAUUGAGGAGAGUGAAGAUGAAGUUAUUACUUCCACCCAAGCAGGAGAGUAAAUCGUAUAAAAACAACCACAACUAGAGAAACUGUUACGAGCGUGUCAUAAAAACUUCAUUAAACUUCGUCGUAUCAAGACAACAGAUUGAAAAGAGAAUCAUUUCGUUUCAAGCUGUCAGAAAAUACAC